GUGUAGGGGGACCAGCAGCAACCUAAGAAAUGACAGGAAUGUCCAGUAACAGGAAGAGCCACAGAUUCUUUUACCCUUCAAGAGGAUCUUCUGGUCUUAGCUACUGUAUACUUCUGACCAACUCAUUCCACUAAAAACGAGUCAUUGGUACACAAUUCGGCAAAGAACCGAAGGGCAGACGAUAGAGAGAUGGCAGCGUGCAACUAUGAGAUAUGAUUCAUAUUUCAUUCACAGGAAAUCACAGGGAUUAUUCCGAUCAGCGGUGGAAGUCACAGACUUUAUACUAUAUGAGGUAUACCCAGAGAAGCCGACUCCCAAGCCAAGGAAGAAAAAAGCAGAUGAAGGGAGUAGUUCUACAGUGCCAACAGGAGAAGGGAAUGAUCCAGUGCGAAAGAAGGUACGAAGACCGAGGAAAAAUAUGGUGGAUGAGGAACAAAGAAGUACUCCUGUAAGAAGGAAGGUUGGCAGGGCAAGAAAGGUGGUGGAUGGGGAAAAGAUGACUUCUUCUGUGGAUGUGCAGAGGAAGGAAAAGGGAAAGAGAAAGAGGAUGGAAGAAGAGGUUGAUCCAUUUGUAAUUAAAUUAUACAGCUGAAAUAAAUUUUGUUUCUUGUUUCUAUAGUUGAUAGAGCAUUUCCAGUAGAAAUUGAUACUUGAACACAAUGACAA
Carica papaya (papaya) is the source of this 666-nucleotide messenger RNA. The record is from RefSeq and is a predicted model, not a curated record. NCBI's taxonomy places the organism in Eukaryota, Viridiplantae, Streptophyta, Magnoliopsida, Brassicales, Caricaceae.